This is a messenger RNA of Scophthalmus maximus (turbot), 4039 nucleotides long. It is a transcript of the gene mipa, whose product is annotated as major intrinsic protein of lens fiber a. Gene Ontology annotation, cellular component: plasma membrane. Bases 458 to 1249 code for a protein of 263 amino acids. Gene Ontology annotation, biological process: transmembrane transport. Gene Ontology annotation, molecular function: water channel activity. The transcript has 4 exons. The record is from RefSeq and is a predicted model, not a curated record. NCBI's taxonomy places the organism in Eukaryota, Metazoa, Chordata, Actinopteri, Pleuronectiformes, Scophthalmidae.
UGUUUUUAGAUACGUAGUAUGGUGCACUGGCCCCUCCCCUGGGAUCAACGGGGCUACACUGGCCCUGGGGUGUUAUAAAAAGGCCUCUGAGCUCCCCCUGCUCUGGUAAAGAGGCUGAAUGUCUGCAGGACAUGCUUAACGUUUGUCUAUCCAUGUUCUUCUACUAACAGCCAACAGGGGUUGGCACAUAGAUGCACAGAGACUGGCGUGUUGCUCCACUCAGGAGCUCUCUAUGACAGAAAUCAGAAUCCAUUAGGUUACACUGAGAGUUACAUGUUGAGCAGUUCCCGUGUUGUUGCAUUUAGCUUUAGAGAGGCGGUUGCUGCUUGAGGGCAAAUUUGCUUUGUGUUUUUCUGGUCUUUUUUUGUGCCAUCUCCUUUUAGCUGAUUAGUUUGUUCUGCGUUUUGACUAUUCAUCCCUCCAUUGCGUAGAGGUGGUUUUUUGAUCUUUUGACACCAUGUGGGAGUUCAGAUCUAUGUCUUUCUGGCGGGCGGUGUUUGCCGAAUUCUACGGCACCAUGUUCUUUGUAUUCUUCGGGCUGGGGGCAGCCCUCCGCUGGACCACUGGACCCCAUAAUGUCCUGCACGUUGCCUUUUGCUUUGGGCUGGCGGCUGCCACCCUCAUCCAGUCCAUUGGCCACAUCAGUGGAGGUCACAUCAACCCAGCAGUUACCUUUGCCUACCUGAUAGGCUCCCAGAUGUCCCUGUUCCGCGCUUUCUUCUACAUCGUAGCCCAGUGUCUCGGAGCUUUGGCUGGUGCUGCCGUGCUCUACGGGGUCACGCCCAGCAACAUGAGGGGAAACCUGGCACUCAACACGCUGCAGCCAGGUAUCAGUCUGGGCAUGGCCACCACCAUGGAAGUCUUCCUCACUCUGCAGCUUGUUGUCUGCAUCUUUGCUGUGACUGAUGAGAGGCGCAACGGACGCCUGGGCUCUGCUGCCCUUGCCAUCGGCUUCUCUGUGCUCAUGGGGCAUCUUCUCGGGAUGUACUACACAGGAGCAGGAAUGAAUCCAGCCAGGUCCUUCGCCCCAGCUGUCCUGGUCAGGAAUUUCGUCAACCACUGGGUGUACUGGGUGGGUCCCAUGAUUGGCGGUGCCAUGGGGGCUCUGCUGUAUGACUUCAUGCUGUUCCCCCGUAUGCGAGGCCUCUCCGAGAGGCUCGCCACACUGAAGGGCAUCCGGCCCCCAGAGGCUGAGGGCCAGCAGGAGACCAGGGGAGAGCCCAUCGAGCUCAAGACACAAGCUCUAUAAGCCCGGAGAAGAAGAACGGCCUUCUGACCCACGAUCCUCACCCGUCACAUCCCACUCUGCACCCUCUGUUCCCGGUCCAUCCUCAGCCCACUCAGCUUCUCUGCACACAUACCUCCUCCCGGCCUUCACACGCUAACACAGAUCUCAAACUCCUUUUUGUGCGUCCAUAACUUGGCCAACUGAAUUACAGUGAAGGGACAUCCACGGCCCUGACCAUCUCUACUCUCCAAACCAUCUACCCAUUCUGCCUCCUCCUCCUCCUCCUCCUCCUCCUCCUCCUCCCUCGGACUGCAGGACAAAGAUGGAGGGUUAGAAGAAGACUUGCCACUGAAGGAAGCACCCUGUGCCCUGCGGUGUGGAGAGUCAGUCACUCCUGGCUGACCAGGUGGCUACAACUGCUCAGGACAGGGGCCUCUCCCUCUAUCUUUCCUUCCCUCUCUCUUUCUCUUACUGUUUUCUUCUUCUUUUGUAGUCUGCUAUAGGAGUGAAGCUACAGUAGAGCAGUGGACUUCUGCAUGCUUUUCCAUUUUGAUUCAGCGUGAUCUCGCCGUGUCUCGUUUUGUUGUACGUAUUUCACCAGUAUUUAUUUGGCUUUAGUUGUAUGUGUGAGAGAGAAACAGAGUGAGUGUGCAUGCACGCCUGUGUGCAUGUGCAUGUGUAUGCUUGUGUGCUUGUUUCAAUCUGAUGAUUAAUUUUUCACUUUUCAUUACAACAAUCAUUUGUCUGUAUCAAGGUUAUCAUCAUAAUCAUCAUUAUUUUUGAUUUAUCAUGCAAACUUAUUCUAGGGAAAGACGCUUCCCUUUCCACACCCUUACUGAUACUGCAAAAGUUUAACUCAGAGGUUCAGCAGAUUCUGUCUGGGGUGAUCCCUUUAUUUAUCAAAUGAAAAUAAUGUAUGCCUUUCAGUCAAAUCUUAAAACUAAAUUCAUUCAGUUGAGACUUUGUGUCUCAUCUAGUGACGCACACAUUCGUUUUUACAUUUAAAUAAACACUAAUCACCGAAACAUCUGGUCUUUCCUGAGCUCGGUCUUCAAUGAAGUUACAAUCACAAACACGAGCUGGUAGCGAGAUGGUAACUACCAAAAAAUCUGUUGCUACUUACACAGAAUUUGUGUUGGGUUACAUUUUAAAAGACUUUCUGACAGGAUUUUGUCCUUAAAGCUUUAGAGUAGUGCUUUUCACUGAUUCAUGUACAGGUGUGUGAUAGUUGGUUUGCUUUUUCUUCUGCGUGUCUGCCAUGGAAAAACAAAGAGAGCAAACCUGACAAGCUGUCAUGAGGAACACGUUUUCUAAAUUGAAUUAUGUUGUUUGACACAUCUGCGGGGUCUUUGUUCCAUCAACUUGAGGUUAGAAAUCAACGAGUGCAUGAGGUGUGGUGGCUUCUUGCUGGUGUUAGCAAACACCUGGUGCCUUCUCUUUUCUACACUGAGCUGGGUGGCUCUCUAGGAGUGAAAUAGUUUCAUUGGCCAAGCUCAUCUCUGAUAUUUGGGAGAAGAGAGAAGGUCACUGCAAGGCGACUGAAAUCUUUAGUGUGUUUGUACAGGGUGACAAAUGUACACCUUUAUUCUUCAUACAGUCUAUGAGAGCAAAUGAACUAUGAAGCUCUGCAUUGGCCCGGUGUCCCCUCUCUCUUCCAUCCCUCCUUCAUUCACCCUACCUCCUCCCUUUGUUUAUGAGGCAGCCAUCUUGUUCUGCUCGAAUGAGGGGACAUCUAAAGCUGCUGGGAUGGAGGGAUGGGGACAGGGCACUGAGAUAAGUUAGAAUUUAGACAAAUUUCACUGGGGCUGUUAUUGAACCAGACAUGUAAGCUGAUUCUCUUUCUGCUUCCUCUACAUAACUUUUUUUCUUCCAGUGUGAUUUCCCUGGCAGUGGUUGAGUAGAAUUUACACUUUAGUGGCAUGUUGAAAUUAGAAUUUGUGUUCUAAUGGAAAAGCUUUGUGAUGUACAGUGUAAAGUUUUCUUUUUUAAAAAACAAAAACAAAACAACAUUUCAUGAUUGUUGAAACUGGAUGGAUAGGAAAUAUAAUAUUGUAGUUAUGCAAUGUCUCCUCUUUGGCUGAUGGAUUAUGGAAGUGAUGCCAACUGUGUUAUACACCAAUGUUUUCAUUCAAUGAACAUCCUUUAUGGUACCAGGCAUACCAUCCCAAUUUCUAUGCCAUUGAUUUAUCAUUUUUAUAUGUCCCAAAAAAUAUCCAAAAAUUCUUAUGUUUUCAAUCCCUUUUUGUCUGUUUUUCUUUUGAAAUCGCUCCAGAAAAAUAUGGAAUUUAAAUAUAUGUUUUCAUACAGGAGAUACAGUAUAUGCAACAAUUAUCGAAUAUGACAUAUUCCCCCAGUAGCCAUUUACAUAAAUAUUUAAUAUAUCGGACCUACUGUACUUGUUACACUCUGUACUGCUUGUUCAGAAAAUAUUCCUCCAUGUAGUUUUUUUAAAAUUUGCCACAAACAACUAAUAACUAAUUUCUUGUAAACAAAUUCACAAAAAUAUUUUUAGUAUUUUAAGGAAAACUGCAAUUUUUUAAUAUAGUUAUAAGAUUAUAUAGACUGUAGUAGUAGAUUUGGAUUGAUUUACUCCAAAGACAAUGCGCAUGUUAUAAGGGGUUAUCAUCCAGGGACCAUGCAUGCUACAUGUUGGUCCAUCCAAUACACUAUAUGUUGCAUAUAUAUUGUUACAAUAUAAAUCAUUACAUGCCCAUCAUCGACAGUGAUGGUGCAAAGUGUCUUAUAAAACCAGAGGUUUCUAUAUGGGAAGGUUUUGAGAUACAUUUAGAUGCAAAUAAAAGUUGCUAAAAU